AUGCCUCCUAGUCUCUUUGAUCAGCAAUUUGUGCACUGUGGUGUUUGCCACAGACAGUCUAGUCAAGAAGAUCCACUCUACCUUACCUCGUGUGCUCAUACUGUAUGUUCUCAACAUAUGAAUGUCAAAAUCUGUCCCAUCUGUCACAUAAGUGAUAUCCUAGUAAUUAAACUAGCCGAGUCCAAGCAAUUACCAGAUGAAAUUAAAAUGCUUUUCCAACCGAUUCCGUCACUUCUGGAGAACCUUCAUAACGUUUCACAAUUCCAGAUUACUGGUAUGAUUAAUCAAUGUCAUUACUAUCAAGAUUUAUGUGAGAAAUUGAAGGAAAAAUGUGCACGUCAGAGACAAUUGCUCUUCCAAGCCAAACAAGAAUUAGAUUCUGUAGCGCAUCUAAAGAGUAGAAUUGCGGAAUUAGAAUCACAAUUGCAAUUACAAUCUACCCCAUCUACAUCUGCUGUAUUUAGUGGAUUGAGGCCCAAUCAUAGAGCUCCCGAUACUGUUGAUCUUACGCUAGAGGAUAACAAAGAAGAAUCGUUUAUUCGAAAGUUAAAGACUACCAAUUCCUUAAGAAAUAAAAGACAUACGGUGGAGGUACCCAAUUCUAACGACAGCAGUAAUUCCUCUAUUUCAAACAUAAUGGCAGAAUCUACACAAGUGGAUAAAUUAACAGAUCCAUCAGAAAUAACAAGCAAGAAAAGUUCAGAUUUAUCGCAGUUUUCCAACAACCUGCCCCAUGCCCUUAACAAGCUACGAAUAGUAAAGAGAAACCAUACCCUCAACAAUAAUAGUAACGCUACUACUUCAAGGGGACACCAAGGUCUAGUGACUCACAUGCGGAGUAGCAGCAGUAGUAAUAGCGGUAUGCGUGCUCAGACACAGACCAAUUUACUCAUGCGUAGAAACACCACAUCCAGAGCUCCCAUUGGUAAUUCACAAGGGACCAAUAACAACAAGUUUAGAAGGGUAAGAUAG
This is a messenger RNA of Zygosaccharomyces rouxii, 972 nucleotides long. RefSeq names its product SUMO ligase CST9 (gene CST9). The coding region runs from base 1 to 972 and encodes 323 amino acids. Gene Ontology annotation, biological process: homologous chromosome pairing at meiosis; reciprocal meiotic recombination; protein sumoylation. The record is from RefSeq and is a predicted model, not a curated record. Gene Ontology annotation, cellular component: synaptonemal complex. Lineage: Eukaryota; Fungi; Ascomycota; Saccharomycetes; Saccharomycetales; Saccharomycetaceae. Gene Ontology annotation, molecular function: SUMO transferase activity. The transcript has a single exon.